Molecule: messenger RNA, 769 nt
Organism: Triticum dicoccoides
Lineage: Eukaryota; Viridiplantae; Streptophyta; Magnoliopsida; Poales; Poaceae
Exons: 3
Coding region: 1-753 (250 amino acids)
Source: RefSeq, a predicted model, not a curated record
AUGGCGCCUCAGAAGCCACGGGUGGCGUCGACAUCUCGGCACCCGCGCCUCCGGCCUCCAGUGGUGCUUGCCCCCUGCGUCCACUCUUGGGGCAAGUUCAGCGCCGGCGACAAGGAGGGGAACCACGGUGACGGGGAGAGAGAGGCGCGCCGACCCCCUCUGCCCGAUCCCCACUCCUCCCUCACCCCUCGACCCCCUCCGGUGCGCCUCCUCCUUCCCCAACACCGACCACGCACAUCGCCCGAUCCCGCGCGCAGGCCUCCAGCUCCGUCGCUGCUCUGCCGCGGCUGUGCCGUAGCGUCGUCCUCCGACGCCGGCGAGCACAGGCCGCCGUCCACCUCCGAACGCCUACUCACGCGGGCGCGGCUAGGCCUCCCCUUCCCCGAGCCUUCCGUGCACCUCCACCUCCUUGCCGGAGCAGCAGCAGCAGCUGGCAACCACCGACAAGGGCGACCACCCAGGAGCCCCGACACCGAUGCCAUGGCCGUGCCGCUGCUGUCGAGAUCCCUCACCCUGGACUUAUCCAUUUUUGGCGUGCGCUCGCGCCGCCGGCAUCAGCGUCGCCGGAGGUCCUCGUCGGCUCCCCAUGUCGUCCCUCCAAGGCCCGCAACCGUUUUGGCCUACUUCGCCUCGGCCUCGACCGAGGACGAGCAGUGCUGCUGCCUGCUCGAUUCGCAUGCACGCGUGCCUUCCACGUUGACCGGGUCUCCGCGCGUGCCCAGCCGGCCAUGCCAGGCCCAGCCGCUGGCCUGACACGACCCCUUUCUUG